AUGUCACCUAGAAACCUUUUGAGUCGGUUUCCGACCACCGUCGCUCUUUCGCUUGCGACAGCACUACUGCCCGCAGGGUCAGUCGCGGGGAGCACGAGCAACAGUGGCCGCGAAGGAUACAGAAUUGGGGACGAAGUCCCAGUAUCCUGCUUGAAUCGGACCCUGGAGGGAGAACAUAUCACAGAUAGCCUGGGCAAACUCCAAUAUGUCCCCUUCGUAACAUGCAACGAAACAUCUCGCCCUCUAGCCCUCCGCUAUGGCAUCUCUGAAACAAUUACCUGCACCAUCCCCUCCCUCUCCGACAACCUCUACCACCUCUUCGAAUUCUACGUGCAUUCCGAUGUCCCAAUGACCUGCCGCGUACCUACCUCCCCUCUCGUCUCAUCCCCAGACACACCCACAGAAAAGAAAGACUCAGAGUCGGCCGUCGGAGACUCCGCUUUGCUCAGCGAGAACGGUCCCCCCUUCACACCCCUCACGAUCGCUUUACAAGGUACCCUGCAGCUCAGCCACCUGCACAUUUGGUCUGAUAUGAAUAUGCUCAUGCACGACAUUGCCUCGGAUGCAGCUGCCCUGCAACAGGGCUCUUCCAAGGCAAGCGGACAACCAGGUCACGUCGUUGCGGGAACAGCGUACUCGACACCAGAGUUCGAAGCCGCAGUGAAGAAUAUCGAGCUGGACGACGACGAAGAGGUAGUUGCUGUCUCGCAAGCUGCGCGGGAGCCCUGGACACUGGGCCAUGGGACAAAAGUUAUUCGCGGCGAGCCGUUCACAUUCUCAUUCCAUGUUGCGUGGUUGGAGGGUGGCGCAGGAAUUGGGUGGCCUGACCGGUCCGAGGGAUCUUUCUUAGAUGACCCUAGCGCCGGGAAGGGCCAUUCGUCGGGCCAUUUCUUCUCCAGCAUGUUCUUUUUUAUCAUGGCCGCUUCUGUUGGUGCGUUAAUUGCGCUUUAUUGGGAGCGGAAUGGACAGAGCUUCCGAGGUCGAACCGGGUGGAAAGGGGAUGGGAUUCUGGGUGCACCGCCUUCGAGGGGUAAGGGAUCUUCUGUCACAUUUGGAAAUGGGGGUCGCAUCAAUGGUUAUGGAGGAUAUUCUGCUGCUGCUGCCAACGGAGCAAAUGGGAAUGGUGGUGGGUAUGGAGGGUUCCCUACUGGUAAGAGGGACUGA
Penicillium angulare is the source of this 1164-nucleotide messenger RNA. RefSeq lists its product as uncharacterized. The transcript is spliced from 3 exons. Bases 1 to 1164 code for a protein of 387 amino acids. The record is from RefSeq and is a predicted model, not a curated record. Lineage: Eukaryota; Fungi; Ascomycota; Eurotiomycetes; Eurotiales; Aspergillaceae.